UAGAAAAAUAAAAACUAAAAUCACUUAACUUAUUAUAACUGUGUUUAGCAAGAGCUAUAUAUUUGUAACUUGUUGUUUCCCACGAAACAAGAAAAGGGAUUUAAGUUUUAACUCGCAUCAUGGGAAGGAAAUAUUCAUUCACGUCGCUGGUUACCACCAUAAAGAAUAUUUCUACGGCGCAAGCUCAGAAAUAGAAGAGCUUGCGAGAGUGGUAUAGUUCGGCUUGCAGACCUUGUUUUCAAACAGUCGUCGAGGUUCAACGGUUGCCUCGUGAACGUGCCUUGCAAGCACAUUUUUUUCUAAUCAACGCAAUCAUUUUUUUUUUGUUUUCUUUUUCUCUCUCUCUCUCUCUCUUUCGAUGGAUGAUCAUUGGUCAUCGGAUACAAGUAUCAUUAAUAACGCGAAAUUUUUGAUCGCGAAUGAUGGACGGGAAUGAAACAAACGAAAAGAAAAAAAAUAGAAAGGAGGAAAGAAAAAAGAAAAAGCAAACAAUUACUUUACGAAUCGAAAUCAUUUUUUGAAUACGUACAAAUAUAAUUGUGCUUAUUAGUGUAAUUUAAUCAGUUGAUUAAAUAUUUUUUAAAAAACUAAAUAAAUUAAUAAUAAUAAUAAUAAUAAACGCGAAAGUGUGUGUGUGUGUCGGGAUAAAAUUUUCUUCCUUCAACCCCUCAAAGGAAAUAAAAUAAAAUAAAAUAAAAUAAAAGAAACAAAAUUGUGCGCGCAGUGUGGUCACGCGAAACUUCGUGUAUUUUUAACUAGUGAAGAAGCUAAGUUUAUCCUAUAGAAUAAACGGUCAUAGAUCAUAGACGAUCUCAUAAUUCCCGGGAACUAUGACGGCAACGUUGACAUUUCCAAAGUGACGCGAUUAAGAUCGAUUAUUGUUUCGAUCCUAUUAUCGAACGAUGAUACAUCGUGUGUCCCUUUUUUCUUGAUUUAUUUCACAAUUUAUACAAUUAAAACAAUAAUUACGACGUUUAAUAUAAAUAAUAAGAAAAGAUAAGAAAAAAAAAGAACAAUUUUACAAAGAUUCAUCUUUAGAGAAAUCAUUCAAAGAUUUUUUCUAUACAAAGUUAAACGAAACUAUCAACCCCUUUGACCUAAGAAAAAUUUCAAUUCUUACAAUUAGUAUUUAAAUUUUCAUUUUUUAUUUACGUUACACUUCCUAACGUCAUUAUUUUUUUUUUUUAAAUAAAUAUAUAUGCAAUUCUAUAAUCAACGACGAAGAUAAACAACCGAAAUAACUUGAUAUAUAAAAAAAGAAAAAGAAAAAGAAAUGAAUAGUCCACGAAGCUCGUGAACUUUUAUUGCGUAAAGGGAAUUAUUGGAGUAAGCGAGGUUACAUUGUGGAGGAGGAGGAGGAGGAGGAAUGUCUAGUGUAUCCGACAGGUUGAUAGCUCGAUCCAAGGUUAUCUACAAACAGGGACUGUACAACGAGUCUAAGAGCUUAUGAGUAUUAUUUGCUAAUAGGAUAUUCAUUCACUUGAAUAUUAAUUAUCGAUUAUCAUAAUACGAACGUGGGAAAAUGAUUAAGAUAAUUUUCACAUAUUUCUAAACAAUUAAUUCAACAUCUCGUAUUAAUUAGAUAAUACGUAGAAAAAAAGUGUUUUACUAUUUCUACGUUUGUAUGUAUAUAUAUAUACAUAUACAUAUAUAUGUAUCUAGACUGGACAAACAUUGUGAGUUUCCUUUUCGAUCGAUAAAAGGUUAUCCUCGAAUAAUCUUACAACUUUAUCUCUACUUCUACUUCUCUUUCUCUCUAUAUAUAUAUAUAUUUAUCUAUCUAUCUAACCAUCUAACUAUCUAUCUCAAUUUAAUUCACUAUUACUCUUACACGGUAAUGGGAUUACUGGUACUUAAUUGUACGUCAUCCGGUGGAGUGCAUCUGUUUACACCGACUACGUAUUUAAUGAAGUUAACACGUGGUAAUUGCCUUAAGAGCAUCAUCACUAUGAUACGGUGAUAGCAAAGAGGACAAGACAAAAAAAAAAAAGACGAGAAAAGAUAAAAUAAUAUUUAUAAGGAAAGCAAAAUAAUAGAAGUGUUAUCGUAAAGUUUUGUCAAGAAUUUUCUUAGGAUUUUUUUAAUCGGAUCCUAGAAUUAUUAAGGGGGGUGUGUAUUCGAUUUAGUUUUCCUUUUAACGAUGAGUCAGAUCUUCUCUCGAAUUUCUAAGAAAAUUUAUCGAAAGACGUAUAACUACGUCAUGGUUUAUAUGAAUGCAACGUAUCAAUGUGGAAACUUUUAGUGUAUGAGUAAGAUAAUAUAAAAGGGAAGGAAGACAAAUAAUUACGGAAGGAAAAUAGGGAGAAAAAUAAAGGUCUCUGACCGUUUUCUCGUAAACUUUUAAUCUUGUAACAAAAUACUUAUCGAUCAAUGUCAUGAUAAAAAGUUAUAUACUAUUUUUCUCAUUCGUUCAUUUUAAUUAACUUUCUGUAGUUUCUUUAAAUCAUUGAGAGAUUAUACUUAAAACAAUUUAUCCUAAUAUAGUCUUUAACACUUUAUUAUUAUUAGUUUUUGUUUUUGUGAUUUAAUUUUUAUAUUAUUUUUACUUCUUUUCUUUUUUUUGAAAAGAUAAAUCUCUCGAAGAGUUUCAAUUUGUCGAUUAACGAUGGGACGGAAACAUAAACGUCGUUUAAUACCGGAACAGGAUCGUAGAAUAUGUGGUAGUAUCUGUUUUUGCCAAUUCACCAUUGUCAUCAGUUGCGUGGCUUUGGUUUACCUCAGUGUCGCCAUUUAUAUGCCCUCGCACAGAGCUUUUCACGCUGGUAUAGAUCCGGAUCCGGUAAUGUGCCAAACGGUUAAUGCCACUUUGGUAAAUAACUGCAUAUGGGCGAGUUGCGGUGAAUGGUGCUUGACGAAAACUACCGGGUUUUGUCCCCAAAUACACGCAACUGUCAGACAAAAUGGGACGGAUGUGAUCUUUGAAAAUUGCACCAUGUUCAACAGCAUCUCUUGUCCUAAAGUUAACUUGGGGAAUUUGAAGAAAUACAAUUGCAAUAAUGGCAGCGAGUGCAGUACACUAUCCGGUGUAUUUAAUUGCAGUUUAGGACAUUGUUCUAACAUGAGCGAAUUGAUGCUUUGUCAUUACAAAGCAGAUGGUGUCUUUGUAGAUAGCGAGAAAGAUAAUAUGAAAUUAAAUGGUUUUUUCAGUUGUCAAAAUUCCAAAUGUACCAAAAUUAGAAAACCUUUUUCCUGCGAUAGAUAUUGUCCGAAAAUUAUUACCAAAGAUAUUAACGUUUAUCUUAUGCAAGAUGACAAUGUUAUAACUGCUAAAUGUUCACAAGGAUUAGCAAUGAACAAAGCUAAUGGAAAUUUACCUGGCACAAGGCUCACCGAACCUGUCAAAAUUUGGGACGAGGAUGAUGGUAGCAUAAUUGCGAGUUGUUUGACAGUUACCAGAAAAGGAAACAUCAUUAGAACGGAAGAUUGCGUGAACGGUACAUCAUUGAACAAAGUCACGAUUCCUGAACACUACGUCAAUUUUACAACCUUUCUUAAUAUUUACGAGGAAAGCCUUAAAUAUCCCGUGGAUUCAGAAAAUUUGUACGUGCCGGCCCAACGAUCAUUGACGAUCUACAAUAAUUCGCGUUUGUAUAUAAACUUGGAGGGUUGCGUCAACACUCUUAAGGGUGAGUGUCGUGAUUUUCUCAAAAGCCAUGGACGAGAUGGGGACAAUCAAACGGCUCAAAGUAGAUAUCCCUGUUACUACAAUAAGAACGAUUCGUUUUUCGUCGUGGCACGUUUCGAUUUAAACAAAACUAAAACAGAAUUGUUAAUAGCUAUCAUCGUACCAUCGGGACUAUUCGUUAUCAGUUUGACAACCUUGAUCGUGAUAACACGUUCAGUGCAAGUCGGUGACGACGCAAAGAUGCGAUGUAGAUAUUGCACGGAGAAAAAUGAGGACGAGGGCGAGGACGAAGGGUUGGUCGAAGGUACUACACCCACUACUACUCCUUUAGAUCAUACCAAUGAAAAUGAGAUCAGAAGUAUGGCACUUUAGCAGUUUAAACCACUCGGUAUGAGCAAUUUCAUGAAAUACGAAAGAUUGCCAUUGAUUGACACAGAUGAAGCAGAGGAUUCCUUUUAAAAAAAAAAACUAAAUCAAAUCUAAUAAUAAUAAUAAUAAUAAUAUAAAGAAAUCACGACGAAACAUCGAAAUACGUUCAGGUGUUAACAUACAAUAAAAUAUUUAUUAUUUUAUACACACGAGAAGAAAGAAAUAUGUGUGAAAUUAUUUUAUGUUAAA
Messenger RNA from Polistes canadensis, 4243 nucleotides. RefSeq lists its product as uncharacterized. Gene Ontology annotation, molecular function: sodium channel regulator activity. Bases 2606 to 3997 code for a protein of 463 amino acids. The record is from RefSeq and is a predicted model, not a curated record. Gene Ontology annotation, biological process: regulation of sodium ion transport. The transcript has 5 exons. Lineage: Eukaryota; Metazoa; Arthropoda; Insecta; Hymenoptera; Vespidae.